Anopheles funestus (African malaria mosquito) is the source of this 3011-nucleotide messenger RNA. RefSeq names its product trypsin-1-like. Gene Ontology annotation, biological process: proteolysis. The record is from RefSeq and is a predicted model, not a curated record. The transcript has 5 exons. Lineage: Eukaryota; Metazoa; Arthropoda; Insecta; Diptera; Culicidae. The coding region runs from base 2099 to 2908 and encodes 269 amino acids. Gene Ontology annotation, molecular function: serine-type endopeptidase activity.
UUGUUUUUGCGUUUUAGGUGAAAGUUAUCACCUUAUCACGGAGCGAAACCCCGAUGAGGCACACCCGCGGCAAAACAGCAACGCUUCAGAACGAUCAGUUUCUAAAGUGUUCUUGUCAAGUACGGUUAUUUGUUGUGUUGAUCUUCGAAUUUCGAUCAUGCUUAGCUGGAAGAGAUAUUUGUUUGUCGUGCUGGCGGUGAUGCUGUUGGUACAAUUGGACACUGCUGCAUCGUCUCCGUUCAACGAUUUACAACCAACUGGACGACCCGCUACUACGGGUCAGACGUUAAAGAAUAUUCUGCAGCGUGCCAUCGGUGAUAAUUCUUCCGACGAAAGUAAAGCAAGCUCCGGAAGCAGCGAGGAAGGGUUCCGGCACUUGAGAAGAAAGACCAGUCCAAGUCCGGCUAAUUAGCAUCACGCGUUGGCUUUUGGGAAGUUGCUCCACUGAUGCCAGAUGGUAAGCAAUGAGGAUGAUACAACCAACACAAACUGAUGAGCACCAUUAUCUCCGAGCCAGGCGAUAUUCAAACGUUACUAUAGUGCAACAAAGCAUUGUGCUCGAGGUAAGCGCAAUUUGCAAAUUACGUCCCAUUUUCCCUACUGUGCCCUUUGGUAAAGUUGGAUGAAACCUUCCACACCGUAAACGGUGGGGGUCUCUCUUCAUUCCGUGUGGCACUACCAAGUGAAUAAAUAUGCUCGAACGUUGGGCGUUCUCGUUUUUGGUUGUAACAAUACUGUUUGGUUCCGUUUAUCGUUGCGAUGGUAAGAAGAGUGGUGCAUACAGCUUCACUAUCUCACGAUUGAUUCCUCCUUUGGGGUGGUCCGAAAACAAAAAACCCCAAAAAGGUUCUUCGGAAAUUCGUACCGUAGGUAACGUGCGUGUUGAAGUAUCGCAGUCGGACUUACCGUACAUCUGCUCCGUACGGCAUCAAACCGUCCAUCGUUGCAGUGCAACCAUAUUGAAUCCGAACUGGUUGUUAACUUCCGGCCACUGUAUUAUCGAUCUCCCCGUCGAUGCAAUUGCAAUUGUUUGUGGCAUUCGUAUGUAUCGCACCGUGCAGGAGUUUGUGCCGCAUCCCGAUUUUGACGCUACAAGAUGGACGGGACACGAUCUGGCACUGGUAAGACAAGGAGAAGGGCGCUUUCUUCGUGUUUAAAGUUGGCUUUGGUGUGUGCAUUUGUUAUAGCUCCGGAUGCGGAAAGCACUCAACUUUACGAGUAACGUACAGCCAAUUCCAUUGAACGAUGGUUCGGUAGUACGCGUGGCCGAGACGGCCACCAUCGUAGGUUAUGACCGGUUCCGUUCGGGAGAUGAAAGUGGUUUGAUUUGGGCGUGGAAUCCAACGCUCCAGGUACGUUAAUUCGAAGUUGAAAGAAAAAUCGUAGGAUCAUUAAGAAUUUAAACAAAUUUUUAAGAAAAAAGGUAGUAAAGAGAUUGGUUGAAGCGUUAGUGUUCCAACACCUUGGGAGGGUUUAUAAGGAUAAAAACUUAUUGAAAGAAACAUUUCAAAGAAGAUCCAUUUCGAGAGACACUCUCCAACAUUAUGUGAGUAAUAAAAAGUCAACUUAUUCUAUGGAACAGAUGGCCAAUGUAUCGAUACUAUCGUCAGGUGAGUGUCAGCAACGUCUAGGACCAAUCCUGUCCACCUAUCUGACAGACGUAAACAUCUGCACUGAUAACGCCAAAUCAACGCUUCCAACGAUAGACGGUACGUCAAUGUGUCUCGCUGAUUCGGGUGCACCGUUAAUGAUUGCUACCGAAUUGCAACCCUACACACUGUUUGCCAUUCCCUCCUGGACACCCUGGACGCCCUGUGGAACGGGCCCAUCCGUACACGUUCGUGUUGCGCCUCAUCUCGAUUGGAUUCUAACGGUUAUCGGUGUCAAUUAAUGUCCGAUUAAAAUAAAACCUUCGUAGAAUAUGUAUAUCUCCAAGCGCCUAAGUCUGGACUACUACUACCCACGAACACCCACUGCUGGAGAUAAGAUAAAUUGAAAGCCAACAAAAAUACAAACACUUGACGCAAUAAUCCACCAAACGUUCAGGGCCCUAGCCUCCGGGGUGGGCUAUUCAAAAUGCAUUGAAUCAUUAGCAAAAAUGAAGUCAAUUACUUUGGGCGUUUUGUGGGCGGUUACGUUUUUCUUUGCCAUCGGUGCUGCUGCUCCCGAACGUAGGAUCUUUGGUGGCACGGAUGCGUUCACAGGUGAGCUACCGUACCAGGUGUCCAUACAGCGUGCCUUUUUGACCGCACGGACACACAUCUGCGGUGGUACGAUUCUUAACCCACUGCACGUACUGACGGCAGCGUCCUGCUUUUGGACCGAUUCGUCGUCACGCUUCGAAAUCGUGGCCGGAAAUCUACGCAUCGACCGGCCGGCCGAUACACAGCAAGUGCUCGGCAUCUUCUGGAUACGAAUGCACCCGGGAUUUACCGGUGGAACUAGCUCGUUCGAUGCAGCUGUGGUCCGUACCUCGUCCGCGUUCUUCUUCACCGAUCUAAUACGCCCGGUAACGCUACCACCGUUCGAUGAGCUCCCGACCGGAUUGGUGCGUGUUGGUGGUUGGGGAUCGACCAGCAACAGCAUUCUGCCGGGGAACAAUUUCGCCGACGUGCUGCAGAAAAUCAACGUACUAAUUGUGCCGUGGAACGAAUGUCUUAGUGUGCUCGGUGGACCGGGCGGUCCGUUCGACGAGCGUAACAUCUGUACCGGGCCGCUUAGUGGUGGCAUCUCGACCUGUACCGGUGAUGCGGGCGGUGGUGCGGUACAACAUCUCGGGAACGAUGUGUUCCUGCAGGUUGGCAUCAUUACGUGGAAUGUAUUGCCGUGCGGUGGGAUUAACACUCCAUCCAUCUAUACCCGUGUGUCGGCCUUUACCGACUGGAUAGAGGCCAACGCUGCCUUGUAGGUGUGGGAAGAUGCAAACGAACGAGGAUAACGUUUAUGGCAUUCAGUUUGACAUUUGUUUCUCGCUUCUGUCGGAGUUAUGAAUAAAGGAAUGGUUUCAAUUA